AUGCCUUUCCAAGACUAUGAUGUUAUCAUCGGUAUGGAUUGGCUUCAUAGAUACCAUGUGGUUGUUGAUUCUAGGUCGAAGCAUGUGACCUUUAGAGCUCCUUCAUUUUCACACAUCAUUGUUCAAGGUGACAGAUCAUUGACAUCUAAUAUUAUCUCUGCGGUUGUGGCAAGAAAGAUGGUUAGUCAGGGUUGUGAAGCUUAUCUUGCUCAUAUAUUUGAUACACACCUGGAAAGUCCAAGCCUUAAGGAUAUACCAUUGGUAUGUGAAUUUCCCGAUGUUUUCCCUGAAAAUCUUCUUGGAUUGCCCCCGGAAAGGGAAGUUGAAUUGCCUAUAAAGGUUAUUCCUGGAACUACUCCUAUUUCUAUAACUCCUUAUCGAAGGGCUCCAGCAGAAUCGAAGGAGCUGAAAAAUCAAUUGCAUGAACAUCUUGAGAAAGAGAAAAGGCUUUAUGCUAAGCUUUCCAAAUGUGAAUUUUGGCCUGGUGAAGUGGCUUUUCUGGGACAUGUUGUGUCAACUGAAGGUGUGAAGGUGGAUCCUAGUAAGAUUCAAGCUAUUGUUGAAUGGAAACCACCUAAAAGUCCAACUGAAGUAAGAAGUUUCUUGGGCUUAGCCGGAUAUUAUAGAGGGUUUGUCAAAGGCUUCUCCAUUAUAGCCUCUCCUGUGACUAAACUCUUGAGGAAGGAUGUCAAGUUUGUAUGGGAUGACAAAUGCCAAGAGAGCUUUGAAAAGCUCAAAUCCUUAUUGACACAAGCUCCUAUACUUACUCUUCCAACUGAAGGGAAAGAGUAUGUGAUAUAUAGUGAUGCUUCUCAUCAUGGUUUGGGUUGUGUUCUGAUGCAGGAAGGGAAAGUGGUUGUGUAUGCCUCUCGAAAAUUGAAACCAUAUGAAUUGAACUAUCCUACUCAUGACCUUGAGCUCACUGCCGUAGUUUUGCAAGUCAAGCCAGUUCUACUUGAACAGGUGAAAGAAGCACAGAAGUUAGAUGAGAAGUUUGUGAAAUUGAUCAAAGAAGUUCAAACUGGAGGAAAGCUUGAUUUUAAAUUAAGGGAGGAUGGUACAGACGGCCAGUCCGAGAGGGUGAUUCAAAUCCUGGAAGAUAUGCUUCAAGCUUACAUUAUGGAAGUUGAGGGUAGUUGGGACAGACACCUAGCCUUGAUAGAAUUCUCUUACGAUAACAGCUACCAAUCAAGUAUUGGCAUGCCUCCCUACGAAGCAUUAUAUGGGAGAAAGUGGAGAAAUCCUCUUUGUUGGAGUGAAGUUGGUGAAAGAAAAUUUGUUGGUCCUGAGAUUGUGCAACAACCUGAAGAUAAGGUUUCUCCAUGGAAGAAGAUUAUGAGGUUUGGCCAAAAAGGAAAACUUAGUCCUCGAUUUAUUGGACUAUAUGAAGUAUUUGAGAGAGUUGGUCCAGUUGCAUAUAAACUAGCUCUUCCACCAGAGUUAGAUAAGAUCCACAAUGCCUUCCAUGUUUCUAUACUUAGAAGAUAUCGCUCAGAUCCAUCUCUUGUUCUUCCUGUUAAAUCCAUUGAGGUCAGCCCUGACUUGACAUAUGAAGAGGAACCUAUCCAAAACUUCACGCAUGAGACAAAAAACCUUAGAAACAAGAAAAUCCCAUUAGUAAAAGUCCUUUGGAGAAAUCAUUUUGGCAAAGAGGCCACCUGGCAGCGAGAAGAGGAUAUGCGAAUUCAAUAUCCCCAUUUGUUUUGA
This is a messenger RNA of Lycium barbarum (goji berry), 1707 nucleotides long. RefSeq lists its product as uncharacterized. Lineage: Eukaryota; Viridiplantae; Streptophyta; Magnoliopsida; Solanales; Solanaceae. The record is from RefSeq and is a predicted model, not a curated record. The transcript has 5 exons. The coding region runs from base 1 to 1707 and encodes 568 amino acids. Gene Ontology annotation, molecular function: nucleic acid binding.